Lepus europaeus (European hare) is the source of this 519-nucleotide messenger RNA. RefSeq names its product centrin 1 (gene CETN1). The coding region runs from base 1 to 519 and encodes 172 amino acids. The transcript has a single exon. Gene Ontology annotation, biological process: nucleotide-excision repair; centriole replication; mitotic cell cycle. NCBI's taxonomy places the organism in Eukaryota, Metazoa, Chordata, Mammalia, Lagomorpha, Leporidae. The record is from RefSeq and is a predicted model, not a curated record. Gene Ontology annotation, cellular component: centrosome; centriole. Gene Ontology annotation, molecular function: calcium ion binding.
AUGGCGUCCAGCUUCAAGAAGCCGAACUCGGCUCCCGCCAGCCAGAGGAAGAAGUCGGGUCCGAAGCCCGAACUCACUGAAGAUCAGAAGCAAGAAGUUCGAGAGGCGUUUGACCUCUUCGAUGCCGAUGGAAGUGGCACCAUCGAUGUGAAGGAGCUGAAGGUGGCCAUGAGGGCGCUGGGCUUCGAACCCAGGAAGGAGGAGAUCAAGAAAAUGAUCUCGGAGGUGGACAAGGAGGGCACGGGGAAGAUCAGCUUCAAUGACUUCCUGGCUGUGAUGACUCAGAAGAUGGCCGAGAAGGACACCAAAGAAGAAAUCCUGAAGGCUUUCCGGCUCUUUGAUGACGACGAGACGGGGAAGAUCUCUUUCAAAAACCUCAAGCGCGUGGCCAACGAGCUGGGCGAGAACCUCACGGAUGAGGAGCUGCAGGAAAUGAUCGACGAGGCCGAUCGGGACGGGGACGGCGAGGUGAACGAGGAGGAGUUUCUGAAGAUCAUGAAGAAGACCAGCCUCUAUUAA